This is a messenger RNA of Osmerus eperlanus (European smelt), 5689 nucleotides long. RefSeq names its product fragile X messenger ribonucleoprotein 1 (gene fmr1). The transcript is spliced from 15 exons. Gene Ontology annotation, molecular function: mRNA 3'-UTR binding; protein homodimerization activity; translation regulator activity. The record is from RefSeq and is a predicted model, not a curated record. Gene Ontology annotation, cellular component: dendritic spine; dendritic filopodium; growth cone. Gene Ontology annotation, biological process: regulation of filopodium assembly; regulation of alternative mRNA splicing, via spliceosome; regulation of mRNA stability. Lineage: Eukaryota; Metazoa; Chordata; Actinopteri; Osmeriformes; Osmeridae. The coding region runs from base 396 to 2162 and encodes 588 amino acids.
UGCAUACACAAGUUAUAUUGCAUUAGUAAUGCAAAUAGACGAUCUGCAGGGAACCACCUUUGUAGUGUUAGAGAGAUCUAGAUGGCAGGAAGGAAAUAAUGACAGCUGACCCUUGGACUUGCUACAGUACUCAAGUUGUCACGUGCUGAGGAAAAGGGAGGCUCUUCUGUUGACAUCAAUGCACUCAAGAGCAAUUGAUGCAAGUCACAUAAUCGUAUAUGUUUCGCUUUCGUUUCACUUAGAAUUGUUUACUUGUAUGAUUGGAAACCGAAACAUUUGAGUGCAUUUGCCGUUAGCGGUAGGGUCGUUGCAAGAGUCAGCACCGCAGUGUAGCUAUCACGCGACUGGAGUACUGUUGGCUAGCAAGCUAACGCUGCUUGCAACUAUUUAGUGUCAUGGACGAGCUAACAGUGGAAGUCAGAGGAACGAGCGGUGCUUUUUAUAAGGCCCAUGUGAAGGACGUACACGAAAGCACUGUCACUGUUUCAUUUGAAAACAACUGGCAGCCAGAGCGUCAAAUUCCCUUCCAAGAUGUUCGCUUUCCACCACCCACUGGUUUUCAGAAAGAGAUCAACGAGAGCGAUGAAGUAGAGGUACGUGCUGUGUAUUCUCGAGCCAACGACAAGGAGCCCUGCGGCUGGUGGCUGGCCAAGGUCCGCAUGGUGAAAGGAGAGUUUUAUGUGAUCGAGUAUGCCGCUUGCGAUGCCACUCUCAACGAAAUAGUCACUCUGGAAAGGUUACGGCCUGUCAACCCCAACAAGCCGGCUACAAAAAACACCUUCCUGAAAAUCAGACUGGACGUUCCAGAGGAUCUACGGCAGAUGUGUUCGAAAGAGUCGGCACACAAGGACUUCAAGAAAGCAGUGGGUGCGUUUAACAUAACGUAUGACUCGGACAAGAAGCAGCUGCUUAUUCUGUCAGUGAAUGAAGUGACCACCAAGAGGGCCAACAUGAUGAGCGACAUGCACUUCAGGAGCUUGCGGACCAAGCUGUCAUUGAUGCAGAGGAACGAGGAGGCCAGUCGCCAGCUGGAGAGUUCUCGACAGUUAGCCUCCCGGUUCCAUGAGCAGUUUGUGGUGCGUGAUGACCUCAUGGGCCUGGCGAUCGGCACCCACGGGGCCAACAUCCAGCAGGCCCGCAAGGUCCCCGGGGUCACCACCAUCGACCUGGAUGAAGAGACCUGCACCUUCCACAUCUACGGAGAGGACCAGGAGGCGGUGAGAAAGGCCAGGAGUUUCCUGGAGUUCUCCGAAGACGCCAUCAAAGUUCCCAGGAACCUAGUGGGAAAAGUGAUAGGGAAGAAUGGCAAGCUGAUCCAGGAGGUGGUGGAUAAGUCAGGGGUGGUCCGAGUGAGGAUCGAGGCAGAGAACGAUAAGAAGCCUGUACUGGUGGAUGAGGGCAUGGUGCCAUUUGUUUUUGUGGGAACAAAGGAGAGCAUCUCCAAUGCCAAGGUGCUCCUGGACUACCACCUCAACUACCUGAAGGAAGUGGACCAGCUGCGUAUGGAGCGCCUGCAGAUCGACGAGCAGCUGCGGCAGAUAGGCGGCGGGCCGAGAGGCCAGGGUGGCCGUAUAGAGAAAGGACUGGUCAUUGACAACGGCAUGGGGUUGGGCUUGAACCUGGGGCUGAGCGCCCAGAGAGGGGGGAAGCCGUACAGCAGGGGGGGGCGUGGACGCAGAGGGCCCCCUUUCGCUUCAGGCACCAACUCGGAGGCUUCGAACGCGUCUGAGACGGAGUCCGACCACAAGGACGAGCUCAGCGACUGGUCCCUGGCGCCCGCCGACGAGCUCAUGGGGGGAGGGCUUGGUGGCGGCAGCGGCUUCCCCAAGCGGCCAGACCAGAGGAAGAGAGGAGGGGGGGGGCCGCGAGGCCGGGGGGGAAGAGGCCGGGGUGGCGGGGGAGCGUUCAAAGCACCUGAGGACAUCCAGUGGAGCGACUCGCGCCCUCGUAACAUCCGGGACACCAAGAUGAGGCCUCCGGAAGAUUCUCUACAGAUUCGCGUGGACGGUAACAACGAGCGCAGCGUGCACGCAGCCCGCGCCUCCACCGACGGCCCGGCACGCCAGAGGCCCUUCAAGGAGCGAGGGCUGAAGAAGGACAAGCUGGAGAGUCCCGACGCCACCGCCUCCGCUCCCCCUCCGCUGGUCAACGGGGUGUCGUAGAUUAAGUGUCGUCGUUCCCCACCCCCCCCUUGUCCCCCCCCUCCACAAACACACACACACACACACCUUGGGCUCGCUCUCUGUCACACCCACAGACACACAGACACCCCCCACACUUUGUCAUUGAUUCCUAAGCUUCUACGUUAGACUUGUCAGGCCAAAGAGGAGCCGGUAACGGAUGGGGGCAGAAACAAAGUGCUUUGGAGCCCCCGGCUGUGAGGUGCCGCAGAGGGAGGGGGUGGGGGCCGGGCUGGGCUCUUCUGGUUCAGGCUCGGCCCGGCUCUGGGGAGUUUUCUGUGUACAGUGAAGGAAUCCCAAAAGGGUUUUCUGUUUGGAUUGAAAGGGAAGGCGGAGGCGGGGAGACGGCAGAGUGUUUCUUUUCUACUAAUAGACAGUCGUUGCUGACAGCUACCCAUGGGACUGUUCUUCUCAGCUGUUGGUCUAAAGGUGUUUCAGUAGAAGACCCUAAUUGGUCAUGAUGUGUUUCCUAUGGGUCUGGUUUUUCUAUCAACAUCUCUCACAUUGUCUCACCUUUUUCUCCUGGGCUGCGUUCAAACAAUUUGACGUUUUCAAACAGCUUGUAAAAUAAAUAUUUUAUUAUUAUUAUUUGUUGUUGUUUCUUGAAACGUUAAGCAACGCCUCUUAACGUUCCGUGUAGUAACCGUUAAUUCCCCAUUCGGUGGGUGUGUUAUGAUGUCACAGGCUGGCAAAACAUCAUGGUGAUACCAUUUCCCCUGUUCUUCAUCAGCUUCCUGCAUUGCCACAUUUCUUGAAAUGGUCAGUCAGUACUGCUAGUUUUUCGUUCAGUUUUGUUAAAUCAGCUCUUGAACGCAGCCCAGGUGUGGGGGUUCACCCCUUCAGUGUCUGGACCCUUGUCACUUACCAAGACAUGGAGCUCCUCACCACCAGUCUGUCUGCAACACUUUCCGUUGGCGCUUGAUCUACUCACUCAAGUGCUCCUCCAGGAUUUGACUGAAUUUGACAAAUGUAUUUUACCAAGACAUGUUCGCAAUGUGGUUCUAGAAUUACAUUAUUACUACAAGCAACAGUUUCUAGAGGCGCCAAUAGCAACAAAAAAAAUGUAGAAGGGGAAAAUAAGAAAAAAAAAAUCAUACCAACCUUUUUGUCUGAUCUGUGCCUUUAAUAUUGUGUGGAUAGUAUCACAACUAGAAGUCCAAUUCAGGGAAAAAGACAUUUAAACAACAGUGAUGUAACUUGUGCUCAUGUGCGGUAGUCGACGUAGCUCAACUUUGGAGACACGAGUCAUUUUGUCUUUUUAACAUGGGGAUGCAUGUGUCUUUAUCUGAGGGGGAGGGAAGGGUUGGAGUCGAGGCUCAGCCUCAAGAUGAGACUGGGUUCUGUUCCCUCAGGCCCAGGGCCGCUUCAGUAGAGACAGUAAUGGACUCCUUUUUUGCUAGUGAUGGAAACCAUUUUCUCUCAGCAGGAGGGUAGAGAGAACAUGUAAAGAGAGUAAAGAAAGACCAUGAACUCAAUAUCUUUCCCAACCCACACAGCGACCAGAUCCAAACUCGUAUAUCAAAGGUUGUGAGGAAGCCGCAAAACAAUACGGUGAUAUUUCACGCCACCGGUUUAUUUGUUGUACAUUAUACUAUUGGCACAGGUCUGUGUGGGUCUCUUUUUUUUAUGUGAUCUUAUUCUUAGUGCACCAGACCAGGAUAUUGAGAACAUGGUAUUUUCAAUAUUUGUCAGCCUACUGUUGCUCUGCAUUUUUACAGUAUCAAUGUGCAACAAGCCUUUUGGCACGAUUCUGUCGAAACCUAAACAUAUUGUUAAUAUUAUGGGAACAGCUGGUCAUAUCUGACUGUAAUUGUUACUGGAAGAAAACGUUUUUGGAUACUGUGUAUAUUACAAUUCUCAUUUGUAAAAAAAAAAAACAAGACAAAGAAAAAAAAGAAAAAGGAAAAGGUUUUUACCGUUGUUUCAGAUUGAACUUGAAAUGUGCACUUACCAUUAUUUUUGUGUUAUCUGCAACAGCUAAAUAAUAUUGACUAUAUAAUAAACAUAUGAUGUUAAGGUUCUUUUUUUUUUUCUUUUUUUUUUUGGCAGGUGAAUCACACGAAUGCUGUUAAUGUAUAGAUAACCCUUAUAGCUAACUCCUGAGUCACUGUACCUUAUAGCCUACUAUGAGGGAGAAGGACGUAGAAAGAUGCUUAGUUUUUAUGUUAAAUUGUGUGUCUUAUCUGACCCCUGCUUGUACAGUUGAACUGAACCUAGUUUACAGUUGCAGACUUCUCUUUUUGAAUUUUAUUUUUUACAAACUUACUGACUGUGAGGGUAUUCUUAGUGUCUUGUUUAUAUUUAUUUUCCUUUCUCUUGUUCGGUUGUUUACGCUAAAUUGUACGAUGAAGCGCAGUUAAGAAAACUCCCAAGCAAAUCCACAGCUGGAAAGCUUGCUGGCUAGUAAUCAAUCAAUGGACAACUUCAUCCCAAGCUUCAUCCCAUUCUGAUGAACACGCCCACAACUGUACUUGAACUUCUUAGGUUUUGUAUGACAUGAGAUGAGAGAGACUGAGAUGAGCUGUGUGUUAUUAUUUAAGAAACUGAUAGCAGGGCCUUUGGUUGCAGGUUGGUGGUAAAGAUCUGCAUAGAGCAGGGGGUGUUCAUUGGUUUAAUGGUAUGGAGUGCCUAACUCGAAGGAUGUUGCUUUUAAUGAAUGACAUGGGGAGGACUGCACUAACUCUACCUUGAGAACUCUCCAUUCAUCCAUAUCGAUCUAAAAAUCAUCUGAUAGUAAUCAUACAUUUGACACGUCUCAUAGCCAUUCCUAAUGCAUUAAUUAAAAAUAUGUAAUGGAGAAGUGAGCAAUUGGAUAUGGAGGGAGCUUUUCUAGUUCAUAGGUCACAUGGGCUGGUAGCGGCUCUCCGUUCUAGACAAGCACGUCACGUAAGCUGCGUCCUGUGUUCCUCACCUGCUUGAGGUAAAUGUCUAACGCAAUUGGAUAGGGGAAACAUACACUUCUGUACACAGCACGUCACCCAAUCCAGGCGACAUCAUAUCUGAUUUUAAAUAGGGUGGAGGACAGAAGGUUGCAUGCCCUGAGAAUUGGAAUACGGCCUUCCUCUUGAGAGAACACUGACCCUCAGGCUCAGGGUUCUCCCAGUGGACCGCAACACAAAUCAGAUAAAGGCCACAAUUGUCCCAAUAUCAAAACAAUAUCUCAGUCCUCAAAGUCGUCUUCUGAGACACAAAAGUGUUGCCAAACACUGUUUUUAUAGUAAUUUAUUUUGGGGAAUGUAUAAAACCAAUACCAAGACAAAAAAUUGUAAAGGAAAAAAGUUAUUGCACUCCUUUGGCUGUUGUGGUUGAGAACUGGAACUGAAAUACUGUAGAUAUCAAAAACAAUGGUAGAAGCGACCUUGUAUGUUAUUAACUGCACUUUGGGCAAUAUUUUCUUUGUACAUAUUAGCGUAUACAGAUUGGGUUAUAUGUCGACAUUGUUUGGUUAUAGUGCAAUAUAUUUUGUAUGCAAGCAGUUUCAAUAAAUAAAGUUUGAUCUUCCUCUGCUA